Agrilus planipennis (emerald ash borer) is the source of this 1472-nucleotide messenger RNA. Its product is annotated as LON peptidase N-terminal domain and RING finger protein 1-like. The record is from RefSeq and is a predicted model, not a curated record. The transcript has 5 exons. The coding region runs from base 1 to 1143 and encodes 380 amino acids. NCBI's taxonomy places the organism in Eukaryota, Metazoa, Arthropoda, Insecta, Coleoptera, Buprestidae.
AUGGCAAAUUCAUGUGAUAGAAUCGUUUUAAUACCUUCCAACCUACCUGUUCGUUACAUCGUGUUCUUCAUAAGUGGUCCGAUAAACGCAUCGGAUUUCGAGUGUAUCCUUUGUAGUCAAUGUCUGUUAGAUCCCGUAACUACUACUUGUGGACACACGUUUUGUCGUAGUUGUUUGGCGCGAGUUUUGGAUCACGGUUUGUCCUGCCCUCUUUGCAUGGAUGUCCUCAGAGCGACAGAUUUGAACAGAAAAACGACGCAAGUACUAGUAAACGCACUGCAAGUUCUUCUUCCCGAAGUGUACAAAAAAUGUACAGCAGCUUCACGAACCGAAAUUAGUUUUUCGGAAGAAAAUAGUCAAGUUCCUGUAUUCGUCUGUACGAACGCUUUUCCAGGAGUGGCGUGUCCCCUUUUUGUCUACGAGCCACGAUACAGACUUCUAACUAGAAGAUGCUUACAAUCCAACAACAAAAAGUUUGCUAUGGCAGUGAACACUAAAAGUAACAGUAGUUGUGGCAAUGUGGAAAAGUUUGCUUCAUAUGGUACAAUUUUGGAAGUCCGGGAUGCAGUAUAUAUGUCAGACGGGACUUCAAUUUUGUCCACAGUAGGACUAGAAAGAUUUAGGGUAGUGAACAGAGGCGAAAAAGAUGGCUACGAUACGGCCGAAAUUCAAUACAUCCGCGACAUGACAAUACCAUCAGACAAAUUACAAGCAGUACUGUUGUUGCAUACACAUGUCAGAACGAAAGCUGUCUCGUGGUUGCAAUCGUUGAAUCCAAUAGUUUUUAAAGAAAUAGAAAGAUCGCUGGGCCCAAUGCCAGAAGUCGAAGAAAAUUGGACCCGAUUACCUGAUGGACCGAGAUGGAUCUGGUGGCUGGUGCCAAUUUUACCCCUCAGUUCACAGUUGCAGCUUGGAUUUCUCAGUAGCGUCAGCAUUGAAAAGCGUCUUCGUGCGGUAGAGAAACUUUUGGACCAUCUGACCGAUCGCAACCGAAUGGUAAUAAGUGACAGUGCAGUGAAAUGCGUGACAACGACCAUCACAACGCCUACGACAUCAACAACUACAACGACUGCUAAUCAUUCGUGUCAUUUUUUUGAAAGGGAGUCCCGAGAGAAUACGGCUAGCGCCAUUGAUGUCUUAUAAAUAAACGAACAAACAAGGGACACUUCUGUUAAUCAAUUUUAUUGAUAAUAAAGGAGGAAGAAAAUACGAAACGUUCAAGUUUACUACUAUUUAUGGAGGAAUUAAUUAGGUGAAAAAUAGCAUGUAAGCAAGAUGUUUUGUGAUAGGAAAAUCAACAUGCUACUGGUCAAUGAAUUCCGCUAGUUUUUUCAUUUUUAAGUCUCUUGCUUAACAUUUAUUUUAACAUGCGGUUAGAAUAUGUUAUGUAUAUUUAUUCAUUGUUUUCCUGCUGUUUAGGAUGAUCUUUAUUGGUUAUUUAUAUUUGUAACAGAAUAGAAUUUUGUAUAUUU